AUGGCGAUCCAGAAGAAGCACGGCAAAGGCCGUCUGGAUAAGUGGUACAAGCUUGCCAAGGAGAAAGGAUAUCGUGCCCGUGCCGCCUUUAAGUUGAUCCAGCUCAACAAGAAGUAUGGGUUCCUGGAGAAGAGCAAGGUCCUGCUGGAUCUUUGCGCUGCGCCUGGUUCAUGGUGUCAAGUCGCCGCGGAGGUCAUGCCGGUCAACAGUCUGAUUGUUGGAGUCGACUUGGCGCCCAUCAAGCCCAUUCCUCGAGUCAUCACCUUCCAGAGCGACAUCACGACAGACAAGUGCCGCGCCACCAUUCGACAGCACUUCAAGACAUGGAAGGCGGAUACGGUUCUGCACGAUGGUGCUCCCAACGUCGGUACCGCCUGGGCCCAGGACUCCUUCAAUCAAGCAGAGCUCGCGCUGCAAUCAUUGAAGCUCGCGACCGAGUUCCUUGCGGAAGGAGGCACGUUCGUGACCAAGGUCUUCCGAUCCAAGGAUUACAACCCCUUGCUGUGGGUAUUGAACCAGCUCUUCACCAAGGUCGAAGCCACCAAGCCCCCGUCUUCUCGAAACGUCUCGGCCGAAAUCUUCGUCGUUUGUCGAGGAUACAAAGCGCCAAAGCACAUUGACCCUCGCUUCCUGGACCCGAGAUCAGUCUUUGCAGAGCUCGCGGGCGGCACCCCGAACAAUGAAGCCAAGGUCUACAAUCCCGAGGUGAAGAAGCGGAAGCGUGAUGGUUACGAGGAAGGCGACUACAUACAGUUCAAGGAGAUUGCAGCAAGCGACUUCAUCCAGACCAGUGAUCCGAUCGCAAUUCUCGGAUCCUACAAUAAGCUUUCCUUUCACCAGUCACCCAACGGAGAUAUUGCGCUUGCCGCUCUUGACAAGCUGCCUGAGACAACUGCGGAGAUACGAGAAUGCUGCGCCGACUUGAAAGUUCUGGGUCGUAAAGAAUUCAAACUUCUUCUGAAAUGGCGGUUGAAGGUGCGAGACAUCUUUGGCCUAUCGCAGAAAAAGGCAGCAGCCCCAGAGGUUGCUGAGGAAGUGGCCGGAGUAGAAUCAAUGGACGAGGAGCUCCGGAUACAAGAAGAGCUGCAGGCAAUGAAGGACAACGAAAACGCCAAGAGGAAGCGCGAGAAGCGUAAAGAAAAUGAGCAGAAGCGUCGGGAGAUUAUCAGGAUGCAGCUGAACAUGAUGGCGCCGAUGGACAUUGGCAUGGAGGAGUCUGGGCCUAUGGGAGAAGGGGCCAUGUUCUCCCUCAAGACCAUUGAUAAGUCAAAUGGCAUGAACCGCUUCUCUAGGGGCAAGAUGAUCACAGUACCAAACACGGAGACGAAAGCUGCUGAGGAGACGCUGGACGCUUCCGCAGAGGCAGCCGAGAGCGACAGCGAAGAAGACCUGCUGGAGACGGAGCUCGAUGCCAUGUACGAGCAAUACAGGGAACGCAAACUGGAGGCAGACACCAAGUACCGGGCGAAAAAGGCAAGGAAGGAACACAAGGAUGACGAGUGGGAGGGCCUUUCAGGGGGUGAAGACGCAGACAGCGACGCGAGCGAACUCAAGGAGGAGGACGACGACGACUCAUCCGACGACGAAGAUGAGGGUUUGCCUAAGAAUGGAUUAUUGACGGAUUUGGACGGCCAGGCGGGAGAGAGCCAGGACGGCUUGUCAAGAAAAGCGUCAGCCUUCUUCAGCCAAGAUAUCUUCAAGGAGAUCACCGGGGGCUCUUUGCUUGGGGCCGAGGAGGAGGAUCAAGAGACAGCUCCUGCAAACGGUACGAAGGCUCGCACAUCAGAGCUGCCUGCACAAAAGACGAUGCAGAAGUUGUCUUUGCAGGACGAUGGAGUUGAUUCGGAGGACGACCAAGAAUUCGAGGUCGUCAGGGGCGAGGAGGAAGACGAUUGGGAGGAAAAGGACAAGCGACGAUCAGAUGGAAGAAUCGACAUUGAUAUUGUCACGGCUGAAGCAAUGACGCUUGCGCAUCAGCUCGCCACGGGGCAGAAGACAAGCCACGAUGCCAUCGACGAUGGCUUCAACAAACGUGCCUUCCGCGAUAAGGAUGGCCUGCCCGAAUGGUUCCUGGAUGACGAAGGCAAGCACGACAAGCCGCAGAAGCCCAUCACCAAGGCGGCCGCCGCUGCGAUCAAGGAGAAGCUGAGAGCCUUCAACGCCCGACCGAUCAAGAAGGUGCGGGAGGCAAAGGCACGGAAGAAGUUCAAGACGGCCCAGAAGCUGGAGAAGCUGAAGAAGAAGUCGGACAUGCUGGCCGCCGACGAAGGCAUGACGGAGAAGGAGAAGGCCGAGAGCAUACAGAAGCUGCUGAGCAAGGCCAAGAAGCAGAAGCCGCGACAGCCGGCCAAGCUCGUCGUCGCCAGGGGCUUGAACAAGGGUGUCAAGGGCCGGCCGAAGGGUGUCAAGGGACGGUACAGAAUUGUCGAUGCCAGGAUGAAGAAGGAGUUGCGAGCGCAGAAGAGGAUUCAGAAGAGGAAGAAGUAA
Trichoderma reesei QM6a is the source of this 2487-nucleotide messenger RNA. RefSeq lists its product as uncharacterized. The record is from RefSeq and is a predicted model, not a curated record. Gene Ontology annotation, cellular component: nucleolus; nucleus; preribosome, large subunit precursor. Lineage: Eukaryota; Fungi; Ascomycota; Sordariomycetes; Hypocreales; Hypocreaceae. Gene Ontology annotation, molecular function: rRNA (uridine-2'-O-ribose)-methyltransferase activity; rRNA (guanine) methyltransferase activity. Gene Ontology annotation, biological process: maturation of LSU-rRNA from tricistronic rRNA transcript (SSU-rRNA, 5.8S rRNA, LSU-rRNA); maturation of 5.8S rRNA from tricistronic rRNA transcript (SSU-rRNA, 5.8S rRNA, LSU-rRNA); rRNA methylation. The coding region runs from base 1 to 2487 and encodes 828 amino acids. The transcript has 3 exons.